Molecule: messenger RNA, 3625 nt
Organism: Poecilia latipinna (sailfin molly)
Lineage: Eukaryota; Metazoa; Chordata; Actinopteri; Cyprinodontiformes; Poeciliidae
Gene: crk
Product: v-crk avian sarcoma virus CT10 oncogene homolog
Exons: 3
Coding region: 357-1277 (306 amino acids)
Biological process (GO): enzyme-linked receptor protein signaling pathway; cell migration
Cellular component (GO): cytoplasm
Molecular function (GO): signaling adaptor activity; receptor tyrosine kinase binding
Source: RefSeq, a predicted model, not a curated record
UCUACGUCCCUUCCGGUGAGUGGGGCCUUUUUUGUUUUCCCGUAUCCGCCAUUUCAGUUUUUGAAGUUAGUUGUCAUCAGCGGCUGGUUUGUAGCAACAUUCGUGCCUCUGAAACAAGCUGUAUGAUUGGUAGACCAGCGGGCUGACCACAGACCACACCGGAGGUAUUUUUACAGCGCGGUUUUCCUCCUUUAUCUGCGGAUUGGAGCCCACACGGCCAGCUGCGGAUGUCGCCUGUUUACUGAACGUGCUCUCGGCGCUAAAGUUUUUUGUAUGAGUUGAAGGCUCCGCUUGUGGAUAACAGGAGGGAGAGCAGGGAAGGCCACGGCUAAAGCCUCGGCUUUGUGUUGGUGAUCAUGGCCGGAAGAUUUGACGCGUCGGACCGCGAGAGCUGGUACUGGGGCCGCUUGACCAGAGCGGAGACUGUGUGUAUGCUGCAGGGGCAGCGGCACGGCGUGUUUCUGGUCCGGGACUCCAUCACCAGCCCCGGCGACUACGUGCUGUCGGUGUCGGAGAACUCCAGAGUCUCGCAUUAUAUAAUUAACACGAACAGCCGAAAGCCCGAGCCAGGUUCGCCUCCCCACAAGUUUCGUAUUGGUGACCAGGAGUUUGAGUCUCUUCCCGCUCUGCUCGAGUUCUACAAAAUCCACUACUUGGACACCACCACCUUGAUAGGUCCCAUGAACAAGUCCAAAAACCCCCGCUCCGCACGAGGCGUGGCCAAAGCCCCGCCGCGCCUGGAAGAUGAGUACGUCCGGGGGCUUUUCGACUUCCCCGGCAACGACGAGGAGGAUCUCCCGUUUCGGAUGGGGGACAUUCUCAGAGUACUGGAGAAGCCUGAGGAGCAGUGGUGGAAUGCCCAGAACUCUGAAGGAAAAACGGGGAUGAUCCCAGUCCCGUACGUGGAGCAGUUCAGACCAGCGUCUCCGAGCGCAGUGGCGGGGGCCGGGCUGCCUGCGGUGCCGCCUGCAGGGAACUCGGACAGCUCUGCGGCUCAGUCCGGCGCUCCGUUGACGGGAGACCCCAGCCAGUACGCCCAGCCCACUCCCCUCCCGAAUCUCCAGAAUGGACCAGUCUAUGCCAGGGCCAUACAGAAGAGGGUGCCCAACGCCUACGACAAGACCGCCCUGGCCUUGGAGGUGGGCGACAUGGUGAAGGUGACCAAAAUAAACGUGAACGGCCAGUGGGAGGGCGAAUGUAAAGGCAAGCAUGGCCACUUUCCUUUCACGCACGUCAAGCUGCUGGACCAGCACAGCGCCGAGGACGAACUGAGCUGAGGGCGGACCGCCGCUCCACCACCUGGACACUAGUACUAGACCCUUCCUCACCUCUCUUUUUCUCACCUACUCCCCCUCCACCCAUCCUGCUCACUACCCCCAACCCCCUUUCUCCCCGAGCUUUUAGCCGCACCAAGUACAGUUUCUGAGAAUCACCAAGAACAAAGCAGGCCCCUCGUCGGACCCCCUCCACCCUGCCGUGAUCCGUUUCUACUCGUAUUAAUAAUCACCUCCUCUUCCUCCUCGUCCUUCCUGCUCUCCCAGACUGCAACACGGAAGAUGAACCCGCCUCUGCUGCUCCACGGACUCGGCGACCGCUCCCUGUAACUCGUUCCUGCCGUGGACGGCUUAUCGACGCUCGCUCCUAAGGAGACUCCUUGACGCAGCGUUCAACCACUUCCUCUUCCUGUGUGGAAACCAGUAAUGGCUGCUGUCUUUUUUAUUUUAUUUUAUUUUUUUUAUUUUAAUCUUCCACUAAGGGUCACUCAGGCUGCAUUCAUGCCAGAUGGGAAAACAGAACGUUUGCUCUAAUAAUAACUGGUUUCCAUGAGUCUUCAAAGAUUUUAGCGAUUCAACUUAAUAUUUGACAUUCAGAUCCUCAUGUAUUGAAAUAAGGAGAAAUGAUUUUAGUUCUCUUGUUGCGUCUUCAUCAUCCACGGAUUUUAGGUGUCAGUUCCCUAUUCCCGUCUCGAUUUUAAACCUAUUUUUAAAAAGUCCUUUUAAUCUAAACAUGCUCACAGUUCCGACAUUAUCUUUCCGUCUUUGUUUGUGUGAAGUCAGAUUUCCUCAUGAAGUUCUUUUGAAGUAGAGAUUCACCAAUGUUGAUUUUAAAUAACUUUACAUGCUGGUACCAACUUUUAGCUGAUUCCAGCUUCUCUUUAGGAACCUUAGGAACAAAAACGGGAUGUAUUUCUGUUCUGGCUGCCAUUUUCAGCCAUUAGAAAUUAAAUUAGGAGAAGAGACAACGUCAUGUCAUUCACUGGAAAACGGUUUUACAAGAGAAAGUGAUUAUAUUUGACGUUUUGAGCUGCCUUUAGCUCAACUAGCUUGAUGAGAACAACUGCCUCAGUGUGUAUUACACUGAGUUUUCCAAAAUUCUCAGUGUAAAAAUGUAGAAAUCAGUUUAUACAUUUUCCAUACUGGUUUAUUUUUUAUUAAUCUGUACAGCACUUUGAGCUGCUUUUAGUAUGAAGGGUGCUUUAUAAUUAAAACUGAUUGAUUGAUGGAUUGGUUGAAAAGUCUGCAGUGGUAGGAUUUCUGUUUUGUCUUUGGCGUAAGCCCAUGAGCCAUUUCUUCUUCUAGCGCUAGAAUCACAUGUUUGUUUUGGUUGUAUUUACCCAGAAUGCCCUGUGAACUUCUUGCAUUGGAGCAAUCUCCAGUCCGCUUCCAUUCACAUUAUGCAUUCAAACCUCGUCAGAGUUUAUGUCAACCAAACCGAGACCUAGGUUUUUAGCCAGAACAGUUAGCUUUUUUUGGUCCUCAUCGGAGUCUGACUGCGCGUUCACACCUCCGCAAACCAACCGGACCUUCCAGGCAAACAAAUGAGAGUUUGAUUAAAGCGGACUAACCACGGCUGGUAUGAAAAAAUGACUGUCAUUGCAACUAUAACAACUUCCACUCCGAAGAUUGGCGAUAUUUCAGUAUGCAAACCAUCAACUGACCAUCAUCGGUCAGUUGACCAGAUCAUUUUAUUUAAUGAUCUGGAGAAUUCUCGAUACUUCUCCACUUUAAGUUUGCAUUGAUUCUGAUGAAAACGAACGGAAACCACAAAAGCCAAUCGGAGCUACUCAGAGUUUUCAUCCCCGACCUGAGGCGUGCUCCGUCUCAUUGUUGAAGGACUCCUUCCUUUACUGGCCAUGAAUGCAGCAGUAUCCUGUGUGAACCCCUGACUUUGAAGGACUGAAGCAGCGGGGCUCGUAUUCAGCAGCGAACCGUUACCAAAAAGACAUGAAGGCGUAGACCUCGGUUAAAUGGAGUAUCGAACACUCGAGUCCAAACCAGCAGCUACAGUAAGAGCAACUGGACGUAGUCGCAGCCCAUGGAGAAACCGCGAGACUGUUGACGAGGUGGGGAUAAAGGCAACACUACAUUCUCUCACCUGAACCUCGCUCCACCGAUCACCUCCAACCACGCACCACCAAGUAGUCCUUUGUAGGAUUCAUAGAACAUAUUGUUAUGGAAUGAUGUAACUGUGGUUCUCAUUUCAUGCUGAGUAUUGUUUAUAUCUUACUAGUUGUCUUCAUAGCUGCUUUGAUUUUUAACAUUGGGAGGGCACUACAUCUCUCUGUGGCAGAGGAACUGACCGACCCUCGCAUGUUCUCACUCUGCCUCCGAUGGACACGAUUGAA